Molecule: messenger RNA, 1768 nt
Organism: Pungitius pungitius (ninespine stickleback)
Lineage: Eukaryota; Metazoa; Chordata; Actinopteri; Perciformes; Gasterosteidae
Product: aminoacylase-1A-like
Exons: 15
Coding region: 104-1351 (415 amino acids)
Biological process (GO): amino acid metabolic process
Cellular component (GO): cytoplasm
Molecular function (GO): aminoacylase activity
Source: RefSeq, a predicted model, not a curated record
CAAGUCUUUUAUUUUGAAGGCCUAGAACGGGCUCAUUCUGCAGGCGACAGACGACGAGCGAACUGAACGUGACGGCACACAGUGACAAGUAACUAAUAACAGCAUGCUGCCUGAAUGUGAUGGAGGCGGACGCAGCCCCCCCGGGGGAGAGGACCCCUCCGUGAGUCUGUUCAGAGAGUACCUGCGCGUGAAGACGGUUCACCCAGACCCGGAUUACGAUGCUGCUCUUCAUUUCUUGGACAGAAUGGCAGAGGAGCUUGAGCUACCUAUCAGAAAGAUUGAGGCCUGUCCAGGCAGAGUAGUGACGAUCAUGACAUGGGAAGGGACCAACCCAGCCCUGAAGUCCAUUUUACUGAAUUCCCACACAGACGUCGUACCUGUUUACCAGGAACAUUGGAAAUACGAUGCUUUCAGUGCUUUCAAAGAUGCAGAGGGCAACAUUUUUGCCCGGGGAUCACAGGACAUGAAAUGUGUAACUAUACAGUACAUCCAGGCCGUCAAAAGGCUGAAGGCAGAGGGACGGAAACUGAUGCGCACUGUGCACUUGAUGUUUGUUCCUGAUGAAGAAGUGGGAGGUCACAAGGGAAUGGAAACAUUUGUUAAGCAUCCAGAGUUCCAAAAAUUAAACAUUGGCUUUGCGCUUGAUGAAGGUCUGGCGAACCCUGGCGAGGCCUACACUGUGUUCUAUGGAGAGAGGAACCCCUGGUGGAUCACAGUCCACUGCCCAGGUAGUCCAGGUCAUGGUUCUAGGUUUGUGGAGAACACAGCUGCUGAGAAGAUGCGCAGAGUCAUAAACUCUUUCCUGGACUUCAGAGAGAAGGAGAAACACCGGCUAAACACCAGUGAGUGCUUCACGCUUGGCGAUGUCACCACUGUCAAUAUGACCAUGGUCAAAGGAGGCGUGGCCUACAACGUCAUCCCGGCCGAAAUGGACGUCAGUUUUGACCUAAGAAUACCACCUCAAGUGAAUCUACAGGAGUUUGAAAGACAGAUCAAAGAGUGGUGUAAUGAAGCAGGAGACGAUGUCACCUACGAGUUUGCUCAGAAACAUAUGAACCAAAAUCUGACGUCUACAGCAGAGAAUGAUCCUUGGUGGAGCGCCUUCGCUGCAGCUUGUGACGAAUUGAACUUAACUCUGGAAAAGGAGAUAUUUCCAGCUGCGACAGACAGCCGUUUUAUCCGAGCAGUGGGCAUCCCUGCCAUCGGCUUUUCCCCGAUGAACCGGACCCCCAUCCUGCUGCACGAUCACAACGAGUAUCUGAACGAAGGCGUCUUCCUGAAGGGAAUCAGCGUGUUUGAGAGGCUCAUCCCAACUCUUGCCAGUGUUCCUGCCUUCCCUGACGAGGCCUAGACGUCUUUGUUUCAAUCCUCUCUCACUGCUUAUUACACUGACCAUCUGAAUGAUUGACUUGAACAUUUUGCAGAGAUUACCAAAGAAUAGAAACAUAUAUAUAUGAACCUAAACUGAGCACUCAGCCUUUGUAUUAUGAUGGUUUUCGUUUUGGUGACUCAGGAUACAGGCACAGUCCGCUCUGCUUACCAACACUGUUAAUCAGGUGUGCCUGUAUGUGUGCAAUCUUAAUGAUAUCAGCGGUUGACUACACCAUCUUUUCCCGUAUGGAAAAAACAACUUACUAAAAUGUGAAGAUGACUUUGAUUGAUUCUUUGAUCAAACAUAAUUCCAUUGCCACUUUUUUUUAAUUUAGCUUGACUUGAAACUUAUAAUUCCAUGUUUACCAUUUUAUUUAAUAAACUGAAAUUGAAUGAA